AUGGCGGCUUCCAUAGCUAAUUUUCGAUGUUUCGACGCAGAGGUAGAAGAGUGGGAGCUUUUCAGAGAGCAGCUGGAACAGUUUUACGUGGCUAAUAAAAUCGAAGAAAAUAUCAAAAAAGCGAUGCUAAUUAAUCAUUUAUGCUCGAAAACAUACAAGUUGCUAAGAGAUUUAUGUACGCCGGAUCAACCAAAAGAUAGAUCCUACGCAGAGUUGUGUAAAUUGUUAUCUACACAUUUUACUCCACCUGUUGUUGUUCACAAGGAAAGGCGAUGUUUUUUUCGAGCAAAGCGUCAUGAGAACGGUCACGAAGCUGUAAAUGAAUGGAUAGUACGUAUUAAAAACUUAGCAACCAACUGUAAGUUUGGCGAUACACUACAGCACAAUUUGGUAAAUAAGUUUAUCGACGGCCUUGAAGGUAAACCGUUCGAGCGGAUUUGCGAGGAAGGCGGUGAUCUCACACUCGAAAAGGCACAGGAAUUAGCUCUGAGAUACGAGGUCGACACUACGGAAGCACCCUUGAACUUCGUUAAACGAAACAACUUGAAUCAGAGCGGAGCUAACCGAUACAAAUCGAACGCGGAUGCAGAAAAACGGAAUGACCGUUCUAACAUCAAAUGUUUCGCUUGUGCCAAAAUGGGACAUUAUAAGAAAGAUUGUCGCUUCAAGGAUUACGUUUGUCGAAAGUGCAAUCAGAAGGGCCAUGUACAGUCAGCUUGCGAUAGUCGGCGAAAUUACUAUGUUGCAGCUACAACAGCGGAAAGCAAAGAAAAACCAGUCGACAAAGAGGAAGAGGAUCAAGUACAAUUGCAGCAGAAUUACAUACAUGCUCUUUAUUGACCCGGAGAUUCCGGAGGUAUCAUUACAAUCUUAGUGUGAGGAUGUGUAGUAUUCUUUCAGUGCAUAAUUAGCAUCCAUGCCCCCCUUGGAGAGUGGAGAGCGACAGUGAGAGAUUGAACCAGUUGUGAAUUGAAUAGAGUACAUACCGGAUCUCUAAAUAAAUGUAUUCCAGCAGAAUAGUAGUAACGUCUUGUUAAUUACUUAUUCCGUGACUUC
Molecule: messenger RNA, 1056 nt
Organism: Malaya genurostris
Lineage: Eukaryota; Metazoa; Arthropoda; Insecta; Diptera; Culicidae
Exons: 2
Coding region: 1-840 (279 amino acids)
Molecular function (GO): zinc ion binding; nucleic acid binding
Source: RefSeq, a predicted model, not a curated record